AUGGGCGCUGCCAAGGCCCCGCCCCACGCCCAUGUUACCGAGAGGGACACCGGCGCCACGCCGCUGGACGGCGGGGAAUCGCUGAGCCCGCCUUGUGCAAAGGCGGCUAGAAGAGCUCUCAGAGGCAAAGGGGUUCCAGAGAGUGUUCAUUAUAGCACAUUACCAAAUGGUUUGAAGUUUUAUGAUUUGAAGGUUGGAAGUGGACUUAAAGCUGUAAAGGGGUCACGUGUUGCGGUACAUUAUGUUGCUAAGUGGAAGGGAAUUACUUUUAUGACUAGUAGGCAAGGUCUUGGUGUUGGUGGUGGAACGCCAUACGGUUUUGAUGUUGGUCAAUCUGAGAAGGGAUCUGUCCUUAAAGGUUUAGAUUUAGGAGUCGAAGGAAUGAGAGUUGGUGGCCAGAGAUUAUUGAUAGUCCCUCCUGAGCUAGCUUAUGGAAGUAAAGGAGUCCAAGAAAUUCCCCCAAAUGCAACAAUUGAGUUGGAUGUUGAACUGCUAUCGAUUAAACAGAGUCCAUUUGGGACGGGUGUGAAGUUAAUUGAAGGCUGAUACAAGGCACAUUUUUCAGUUGUUGAUUUGUAAUUCUUUGAUCAUGUUCAGUUUAUAAAUGGUGCAUGUUCUUUUUGUUCUUUUUCUGCAGUCAUCAAGCUAUAAUUGUGGUAAGCUGUUAAUUCCUGGCCAAAUUAGAGUGAAUGUUUAUGCCCUGGAUUUCAAUUUCUUGAAUUGAUUCAUGUCAUGUAUAAAAUGACGCAAUUAAUUCCAUGUAUAGGUAAUAGGUGAUAUGAAAGUUUAUCAAUCGCUAGAGCUUUAAGAGACUCAUAGUUAUGAAUUAAUAGAUUUCUUCAUUGUAGCC
Messenger RNA from Dioscorea cayenensis subsp. rotundata (Guinea yam), 850 nucleotides. Its product is annotated as peptidyl-prolyl cis-trans isomerase FKBP16-4, chloroplastic-like. NCBI's taxonomy places the organism in Eukaryota, Viridiplantae, Streptophyta, Magnoliopsida, Dioscoreales, Dioscoreaceae. Bases 1 to 546 code for a protein of 181 amino acids. The transcript is spliced from 9 exons. Gene Ontology annotation, molecular function: peptidyl-prolyl cis-trans isomerase activity. The record is from RefSeq and is a predicted model, not a curated record.